Messenger RNA from Acanthocheilonema viteae, 717 nucleotides. The record is from the annotation of a GenBank genome assembly. Lineage: Eukaryota; Metazoa; Nematoda; Chromadorea; Rhabditida; Onchocercidae.
AUGAUUUCCAAAAGUGAACCAAAUUACCGUAUUCUUGGUCGACAAAUACGCAUACGUGAGAAACAUUCAAAUCCAUACUUAUCAACAAAUUCAUAUUCCAAUAUGUUAAUUUAUUCCAAACCAUUAAAUGAACAUAUGAAAGAAAUAAUAACUAAUGAACAUAAUAGACUUCGAAAAAUUAUACCGGCGACCGAUAUGCGAUUAAUGUAUUGGUCAGACGAAUUGGCGAUGAGUGCGCAGCAACACGCGAACAGAUGCGAUUUUCGACAUAGUAACGAUCGAAUAAAUGUUGGUGAGAAUAUUUGGGCAGCACCAUAUUCCAAUUAUACGGAAGCGGUAUCACGAUGGUUUAAUGAAGUAUACAAUUUAAAAUGCGAUUGUAAACAUGCUUAUAAGCAUUGUUGCGGACAUUAUGUUCAGAUAGUUUGGUCUGAAACAAAUUUGGUUGGUUGUGGAUAUGCAAAAUGUCGUGAUAUUUGGGGCGUACAAAAUCGUGGCCAUCAACAUAUUUUUGUAUGUCAUUACAAUCCUCAAGGGAAUACUGUUUAUGUUACAAGAAAUGGUUUCUUUGCUAUGCCAGCAUUUACACGGGCUGGUGAUAGGCCACGAUGCAGUGAUUGUCCAUCAGAUGCAUCAGCUUGCUCACAAGGUCUUUGCUUUACACCAUCGAAGGAAGCUAAUCGCGAUUUGGAUACAAAUAAAAUUGAACAAAAUUAG